Ascochyta rabiei is the source of this 1299-nucleotide messenger RNA. RefSeq lists its product as uncharacterized. The record is from RefSeq and is a predicted model, not a curated record. The transcript has 2 exons. NCBI's taxonomy places the organism in Eukaryota, Fungi, Ascomycota, Dothideomycetes, Pleosporales, Didymellaceae. The coding region runs from base 1 to 1299 and encodes 432 amino acids.
AUGCCAGAAUCACUACAAAUCGCGCUCAAGAACGACUCCGAUUCGGAGAACAUUCACGCCUACGUGACUGGCGUUGCCAUUAAACAUGGUGGCAAGAGAUGUCUUCUCAAAGCCAAUGGCCAGGACCUUUACUUCCCCACCGAAGUGAAAGACAUUGGGUCCUCUCUCCAAGAGGACUGCGCAAUUCCAUUAGGCGCUCCAGGCAACACGACGAACAUCACCAUCCCACAGAUUGCUGGCGGGCGUAUCUGGAUAGUUGACGGCAAGCUCACCUUCCUGUUGAACCCUGGCGGACCGGCGUUGGUCGAACCUUCAGUGCUGAAUCCUAGUGAUCCUAACCAUGGCGUGAACUUUGGCUUUGCAGAAUUCACGCUCAACGACGCACAACUAUAUGCCAACAUCUCUUAUGUAGAUUUCGUGCCAAAGAUUCCGAUUGCCAUCAGCUUGCAGCAGCAGAGCGGAGAGGAGCAGCAUGUCGCUGGCAUGCGCCCUGAUGGAUUAGACCGCAUGGCCGACUCCCUACGAGAACAAGCCAAGAAAGACGGACGGCCAUGGGACAAGCUUGUAGUCAACGAGAACGGCCAGAACCUCCGGAUCUUGAACGCAACGCACGGCGAUGCAGUCGGAGCGAGCUUUGACGGCUACUUCGAGCCCCUCGUCGACGAAGUAUGGGACAAGUACUCCAACUGCAAAUGCAAAGUCGACACGCAAGCCGGCCCCGGUGUAUUAGAAGGCCACAUCACCUCCUCAGGCAAGCUGCGGAUUGGCGACGAGGUAUUCGACAAGCCCAACACAGCCGACAUCCUAGGCUGCAACUCCGGGCCCUUCACCACCGGCCAAUCCCCAGCGCGCAACGCCAUCAUUCCCCGCCUCGCAGCCGCAUUCGUACGGAGCAGCAUCACCGAAACAGAAGAACACCCCAGCCAGCCAUCGACCUUCUACACACGCGAUCCUACGAACCACUACGCGCGGCUCGUGCACGAGCACAACGUCGACAACAAGGGCUACGCCUUCGCCUACGACGACGUCCAGCCCAACUCGGGCGCCGAUCAAUCCGGAAAAGUGAAUGCUGGAGACCCGAAACUGUUCAUCGUCAGCGUUGGAGGGAAAUCCGCUGCUGCUGGUGCACCACAGCAGGAACAGCCGCCACCGUCGCAGCCGUCAAAGCCAGCGUCCCAGACUGAGAACCAGCCGCCGCCAGCGCCUGCCGAUGCACCACCCGCGGAGAAAGAGAAAGGGUUCGGGGGGAAGCUGUUUGGACAAGCCAAGGAUAAAGCGAAGGGGUUUCUGCACCGCUGA